Molecule: messenger RNA, 2421 nt
Organism: Coccinella septempunctata (seven-spotted ladybird)
Lineage: Eukaryota; Metazoa; Arthropoda; Insecta; Coleoptera; Coccinellidae
Gene: Sb
Product: serine proteinase stubble
Exons: 11
Coding region: 280-1974 (564 amino acids)
Biological process (GO): proteolysis
Molecular function (GO): serine-type endopeptidase activity
Source: RefSeq, a predicted model, not a curated record
UGCCAUCAACUGCUCUUUUAGUCAGUCAGUAGCCGGUUGUCGUUAACAGCAUUCAUAUAGGUACGUGCAGGUGGAGGAACACGUACGGUUUCAUCUCCUUUUCUCGGUGUUGCAGAGCGCGCGGACUGUGUUUCAUUUGAAAAUUGUUAACUUUCGGAUGUUAGUAGGUUUAUGUGAGCCUUAGAGGAAUUUGCGCGUCCGAGGAGGUUUUGGAUGUUCUGAGCCGGAGGUUUUUGGCAUGCGACCGAAGUUGUUUUUCUUUGAUGCAGAGAGGGUUACAUGCAAGAACUGACCAAUAAAAUAUCAAAUACUAUUCAAGGAGCCAGCAUGCUUUGGAUGGCUGUCCUAGGAACAGCAAUAAUGUGGUUUUCAAUUCCCUCAACUCAUUCAUCUCGACGAGGAGCUGCCUACCAGAUUCAACCCAAGCCCUGCUGGGUGGAUGGCAUCGAGGGUACCUGCAUGUUCGUUUACGAGUGCAUAAAGUCAGAGGGCGUACACAUCGGCAUGUGCGUGGACACUUUUAUGUUCGGAUCCUGCUGUGCACACAACGCUAGCGUUAAUGCUAUAUCCAUCGACAGGAAUAAACCUGCCGUUCUUUACACCAGUUCUAGUCAACCGAAAUUAACCACAAAGACGCCGAUGGUCACUGCCAAACCGAGCACUCUGUAUACAGGUAUCUCAGUCCAGAAACAUUCUUCCUCUAUAAACCGAACACUACAAAUGGGCAUGAGCCUUAGACCACACUCUUCCUCCAAAAAACCAACCAUGCCUCCACGUAAUAGCUUGGAGCAAGUUAACGAAGAGAAUCUGGACAAAGCGGAUAGUAACAAUCAGUAUAGUUACACGAAAUUAGGCUGGAGAUCGACCACUGAACCUGGUUUCAUAACGUCUGUUCAGCAUAACUCCAUCAGUACAGAACCUAGUCCCGGUCUACAUUGGCCUCAAACAACUGAACCGAGUUAUGUAAGGACGAAGUUCAAACCGAAUAUGAAUAAAAUGAAACCUACCAAGAAACCGAUUUAUAAUAAAGUGACCAAUAAGUACGGUUUCAAACCUACGAAAGGUACAACCACGACAAAAAGACCCAUCUCCGUUUCGACUAAAAGCCCUGUUACUUCGACGAUUUGGAAAACGGAGAAAGUACCAACUUCUACAGAUAGUAGUAAUCCUGUUACAGUUGGGGUCCAUAAGAAAAUUGGCUGUGGUGUCUCCAAAAUGACAUCACAACCCCAUUCCAGAAUUGUGGGCGGUAAGAAUGCCCCUUUCGGUAGAUGGCCGUGGCAAGUGUCGGUCAGAAGAACGUCGUUCUUCGGAUUCUCGAGCACUCAUCGCUGCGGUGGCGCCAUCUUGAACGAGAACUGGAUAGCCACAGCCGGACAUUGCGUUGACGACUUACUCACUUCCCAAAUAAGGAUCAGGGUGGGCGAAUACGACUUUUCCAGCGUCCAGGAAGAGUUGCCAUACGUCGAAAGGGCGGUGACCAAGAAAGUGGUGCAUCCCAAGUACAACAUCUUCACGUACGAGUAUGACUUGGCUUUGGUGCAACUGGAGGCGCCACUGGAGUUUCUGCCUCACAUCGCGCCCAUCUGUCUACCCGCCUCUGACGAUCUGUUGAUCGGGGAGAACGCCACUGUUACAGGGUGGGGUAGAUUGAGCGAGGGAGGCACUCUACCGUCCGUUCUUCAAGAGGUGCAGGUGCCUAUAGUCAGCAACGACAGGUGCAAAUCGAUGUUUUUGAGAGCUGGCAGGCACGAGUUCAUCCCUGACAUCUUUCUCUGUGCUGGUCACGAGAAAGGGGGUCAGGAUUCCUGUCAGGGUGAUUCAGGAGGUCCCUUGCAGGUCAAGGGAAAGGAUGGCAGAUAUUUCCUUGCCGGUAUAAUAUCCUGGGGUAUAGGAUGCGCGGAGGCUAACUUACCAGGCGUCUGCACGAGGAUAUCGAAAUUUGUCCCUUGGAUAUUGAAAAACGUGACAUAGUUUAGAGGGGGGUGAUCUUGGACGUAAAAGGGCCAGAAUAACCAAAGUUUUGGAUAUUUUCUUCGUGCGUUGUCACAUUCAGUUUUAUGAGGAAUAUUUUCUCAAGGAAAUGUACACCUAGCGCCUUAUCUGUUUGAUCAAUUCGUUGUGUAUGGAUAACCUCAAGAAUUGCUACACAAAGUGCAUUUUUCAACACAAUGAGAAGGGUAUUUAACUUAUUAUUUACACUGAAUCAUCAUCCCAUAAUUUAAUUCCAUAUAUUUACGCUACAGAUUUAACAAGAACACUUUUUAAACAGCUGUAUAUACAAAGGAAAUCUCAUUUUCUUAUUCAUAAAUUCAUCGAAACGUCCAAAUGCAAAUUCAGCGCAGUAUUUGAUCACUUUCUGUACUUUCCUAUCUAUUUACUUCGCCAAGAACAUUUCACCGAUCAAGAUUGUUCAAUUCU